Brassicogethes aeneus is the source of this 2740-nucleotide messenger RNA. Lineage: Eukaryota; Metazoa; Arthropoda; Insecta; Coleoptera; Nitidulidae. The record is from the annotation of a GenBank genome assembly.
CUCAAAUUCUUCACGUGUGUUGUGCUGUCAAACAUGCUCUUUUAAAAUGCGUUUUUCGCUAAAAUAGUAGUGAAAUAAGUUUUUAUAUUUGUGAAAGUUUUAAGAGUAACUCGUCAAUAUGGGUAAAAAGUCGAAAAUUGGACGGCAGCGUAAAGAUAAAUAUUACCAGCUUGCAAAAGAAACAGGUUUUAGGUCUCGUGCUGCCUUCAAGUUAAUCCAGCUGAAUCGUAAAUUCGAAUUUCUGCAAAAAUCGAGGGUAUGUCUGGAUUUGUGUGCCGCCCCUGGCGGGUGGAUGCAGGUCGCAAAACAAAACAUGCCCGUCUCCAGUGUCGUACUGGGUAUAGAUUUAUUCCCAAUUAAACCGAUCCCAGGGUGUAUAAGCAUAACCGAGGAUAUAACCACAGAAAAAUGCAGAACGUCCAUUACAAAGGAGUUGCAGACGUGGAAAGCGGAUGUUGUGCUUCACGACGGGGCUCCAAAUGUUGGAAAAAAUUGGUUGCACGACGCCUAUCAACAAGCCUGUUUGACAUUGAGUUCCCUUAAGUUGGCGACCCAGUUUCUUCGCAAAGGCGGUUGGUUUGUCACCAAAGUGUUCAGAUCGAAGGAUUACCACGCUUUGAUAUGGGUUUUGAAGCAGUUAUUCAAGAAAGUUCACGCCACCAAGCCGCAGGCGUCUCGUAACGAGUCCGCCGAGAUUUUCGUUGUUUGUCAAUUUUACAUUGCGCCUGAUAAAAUUGACCCUAAAUUUAUGGAUCCGAAAUAUGUCUUCCAAGAAUUGGAAGUCGAGUCCAAGAACAAGUUGAACGUUUUUCAUCCGGAAAAAAAGAAGAAGGACAAAGCUGAAGGUUAUGCCGAUGAAGAUUACACUCUUUAUCAUAAGUUGAAAGUAUCUGAGUUUGUCAAGCAUGAGAAUGGAAUUGAUGUGCUACAAAACGCCAAUGAGAUUACUUUCGACGACCCAGCAAUCUUGAACCACGAAAAAACCACCGAAGAAAUCAAGGAAUGCUGCAAGGACAUCAAGGUGCUGGGCAGAAAAGACCUGAAGAGCAUACUGGCCUGGUGGAAAAUCCUGCACGAAGAGCACGUCAAGGAACACGCCGAAGGCAAGCAAGAAGAAGAAGAAGAGGCCGAGAAACCGGCAGAAGAGGAGAAAGUUGAGAGCGACGAAGACGGCAUGAACGAAGUGGACAAGACCAUCAAGGAGAUGCAGGAGGAAGAGAACAGGGAAGUGAAGCGCAAAAAGAAGAAAGCCCAAAAAGAACGGCAGAAACUGAACGAACGCCUCAACCUUAAAAUGGUUUUAAAAGGCGACGAAGGGCCUACGUUGGUGGGCGAGGAGAUGUUCGAUUUGAAACAGUUGAAGGACGCCAAACAAAUCGAAUCCGUUCUGGAUAAUCUGCCGGAGUUGGUGGCGGAAUCCGAUGAUGAUGAAGCCCCAAAACACACUAAAUACUUUAAGUAUGAGAAGGGGCAGGGUCAUUUGGACGCGUCGGGGACUUUCUACAAGGAUUCCGAUUCCGAGCUUGAAAUGGAGUCGGAUGAUGAUGAAGGGGAUGAUGUCAAGGAGGGGUUGGGUUUGAGCGAGUCUGAAGAUGAAGACGACUCAAAGAAAUCUAAGAAACUAGUAAAAGUAGUCAAAGAAAGAGAUCAUCCGCUGAUAACGGACUUGGACUACAGGGACAAGGACCAGAAGAAGGCGCAUAAAGCGGAGCUGUGGUUCGAGCGGGACGUUUUUAAGAAUCUAAUCGACGAAAAGGAUGAAGACGCCGACUUGGAUCGCAUGGUGAAAGAGUACAAGAAAAAGGGCGCGAAAGUUAUAGGCGAGGAGGACCAUACGGAAACGGAAAAACCCAAAAGGAAAAGUGACAAAAAACACCCACAAAUAGAAAGCGACGAUAGCGAUUACGACUCUGAAGACAGCGACGAUGUCGGCUCAGAUUACGAUAUAGAAAACGCUUUGCACGUUCCCCUAAACAACCCCAAGAAAGACGGCUUUGAAGUGGUGAAAAAUACUGCCCCAGUUUUGGGAGGAAAGGGCAAAAAAAGACACAAGUUAAACGAAGAGGAAUUAGCCUUGGGAACAAUGAUGGUAAACAGCAAAAAAGCCAAAAGAGAUCUCCUCGAUGCUGCCUGGAACCGAUACGCUUUCAACGACGACCACCUACCCGACUGGUUCGUACAAGACGAGGACAAACACAUGAAACUGGAAGCUCCAGUACCAAAAGAAUUGGUGGAUGACUACAAAAAACAACUGGAAGAAAUCAACGUGCGACCAAUCAAGAAAGUUAUCGAAGCCAAAGCGAGAAAGAAGAAGAGGGCUAUAAGAAAACUGGAAAAAGCCAAAAAAAAGGUCGAAGCUUUAAUGGAAAAUGUCGAUGUUGCCGAUAGAGAAAAGGCCAAACAAAUUAAAUCCUUGUACAGGAAAGCAAAACACGAACCCAAACCGGAAAUAACUUACGUGGUGACGAAAAAACACAUGGCCGCCAAAAAGAUCAGCAGACCCAGCGGGGUUAAGGGUCAAUACAAGGUUGUCGAUAAGCGGAUGAAGAAGGAUUUGCGCGCGCAGAAGAAUAAAUUGAAGACCAUGGGUAGGGGCAAAAAGGGCGGCAAAGGUAAAGGGGCUAAAGGGGGCGGCGGUAAGGGCAGGCCACAGCAGCAAAGAGCUAAACCCAAAGCUAAGUAGUUUAAUGGUUUUAUGUAAAUAAUAUGACUACACAAUAAAUAAAUCGAUUUUUUAUUU